Molecule: messenger RNA, 366 nt
Organism: Adineta steineri
Lineage: Eukaryota; Metazoa; Rotifera; Eurotatoria; Adinetida; Adinetidae
Source: the annotation of a GenBank genome assembly
AUGUCAAACAUAUAUUGUGUGACACUGUUUGUUGAAAAUUAUCAAAGAUUAUCAUAUUACAUAGAAUCAACCAAUGUUAAUGUUCCACCUAGAUCACCGGGUGGACCAUUAAAACUUGGAAAAGGUUUGAAGUAUCCUGCCGAUAUUAUUGAAUCUGUUCAAAUGGAUGGUUUGGAUGAUCCAAAAAUAAAAAUAGAAUUUGCUGGUAUGGAAGAAAGUGAUGAAGAAGCAACGAUUUCUGCUGCUGAUGAUGAUGAUGAUGAAUCAGAAGAGGAUGAAGACGAAGAAGAAGAAAUUGUCGUUCCGAUCAAGAAAAAAAAAUUACAAAAAUCAAAAACUGAAGAAGAUAUUCAUUCUUUUCUUUAA